GAACUCAGUCUCACGCACAAACACACACACACACACACGUGCACUGAGGCGGUGUGUAUCGGAUCGGGCGCGCGCGCGGGCUGGUGUGUACAGUGAUGGUGGAGGUGCUGUGCGCGCGGAACGGGAGCGCGGAGAAAGCGGGGAGAGCGGGCAUGCUGCUGCUGCUCGAACCCCCAACUCCCACCAUCACCACAGUUGCUAUGGUGCAUGAGCCCCCUCAGCUUUUCCCUACAGUCGAUGUCCCUGAUCACGCACACUACUUAAUCGGUGCAGUAAUCUUCGCCAUUGGCGUCACAGGCAUCGUAGGCAACUUCCUGGUCAUCUUCGCUUUCACCAGGACUCGAACUCUUAGGACUCCUGCCAAUAUGUUUAUAAUAAACCUUGCCAUCACAGACUUCUUCAUGUGUGCCACUCAGUCACCAAUAUUUUUCAUAACAAGUAUACACAAGAGAUGGGUCUUUGGAGAGAAAGGUUGUGAGCUGUAUGCGUUCUGUGGGGCUCUGUUUGGCAUCUGCUCCAUGAUCACGCUAAUGGUCAUCGCAGUAGAUCGCUACUUCGUCAUCACCCGACCCCUGAGCUCCAUUGGCAUGCUGUCUAAGAAGAAGGCACUAUUUGUCCUGAUAUGUGCCUGGGUGUAUUCUCUGGGCUGGAGCCUGCCACCCUUCUUUGGCUGGAGUGCCUAUAUUCCUGAAGGUCUGAUGACGUCUUGCACGUGGGAUUAUGUGACCUUUAUCCCCUCGGUUCGGGCAUACACAAUGAUGCUCUUUAUCUUUGUCUUCUUCAUACCUCUCAUCGUCAUCAUCUACUGCUAUGUCUUCAUCUUCCAUGCCAUUCGUAACAGCAAUCAAGAUGUGAGGAAGAUGGACAGAUGCAAUACCAGAGAUACUGUGAAGAGAUUCAACAAGAUGAAGAAAGAGUGGAAAAUGGCCAAGGUUGCUCUGAUUGUCAUCCUGUUGUAUGUCAUCUCCUGGUCUCCUUAUUCAGUUGUGGCCCUUACAGCAUUUGCUGGUUAUGCAGAUAUGCUGACACCAUAUAUGAAUUCAGUACCUGCUGUGAUAGCCAAGGCUUCAGCAAUCCACAAUCCCAUCAUUUACGCCAUCACACACCCCAAAUACAGAGUGGCUAUAGCCAAAUAUAUCCCAUGCCUGCGUGUGCUGCUGUGUGUUCCUCAGAGGGAUCUUCAAUCUCUCCACAGCAGUUUUAUAUCUACCAGACUCUCCACUAUAACCAACCGAACCUCGGAUGUGUCUGGGAACUUGUCCCAAAGCAGUACAUGCAAAUCCUACAUCUCCUCUGGCUCUGAUGGUGAAUCUGAUGGAAAUGACAACUUGGAUGGUGCUGCGAUCCAGAUCCCCAGAAUUGUGGUCACCUCUGAGUCUGGCCAGUUUUUGACUUGUGAGAAUUGAAAUGUUGUGUUAUUGUACUCCAUGCUGUGCUGAUAAAUGACUGGUUGUUGUUGGCUCACAUAUUCAUAGUACUUUUUUUUUUUUUUAACAUUAAAAGAAGUGAUUAGUCAUAUAAUAAGGUGGUUACCUGUGAGGAAGUAAGCAAUCUCCAACCUGAUGGCAUUUUUCAUUAUUUCAUCAUUACACCCAUUUAAAUUAUUAUUUGCUUUGGAACUGUACAGUGUUGUCCUAAUUCUGCUUGAUUUCUUGGAUAAUUUGUGUCUCUAAGAGUAAGUUGAUGUAUUUGUCAAAGGAAUUUAUGUGGAGUUAUCAAUGUUCUGUAAAUGUGGUUGUUCUUAUUUAUUUAUGAUUAUUUUUUAAA
Molecule: messenger RNA, 1767 nt
Organism: Hemibagrus wyckioides
Lineage: Eukaryota; Metazoa; Chordata; Actinopteri; Siluriformes; Bagridae
Gene: opn4a
Product: opsin 4a (melanopsin)
Exons: 9
Coding region: 96-1406 (436 amino acids)
Biological process (GO): G protein-coupled receptor signaling pathway; visual perception
Cellular component (GO): membrane
Molecular function (GO): G protein-coupled receptor activity
Source: RefSeq, a predicted model, not a curated record